AUGGAUAAGAGUAGGAUGUUUUUACCAAGACAAACUGAGGAGUAUAGAAAUGGUGUUCAAAGUUUCUUACAUUUUGUAUUUUCUAAUGCAAAUAUAAAUGGAAUGAUUUUAUGUCCAUGUAUACGGUGUAAGAUUGGUAUAUUUGUUUCAAGAGAGGUUGUCUUUGAUCAUUUGGCGGUUGAUGGAUUUAUCAAAGGUUAUACUCAUUGGGUAGCUCAUGGAAAGAUAUCAUAUAGUACAUCUAGAAACUCUGCUUCUGUUCCAUCUAAAAAUUAUGCAGAUGAUAUGCAAGGUUUAAUUUAUGAGGCAUUUGGGAUCUCAGACAAUGAUAAUAUAAUUAGCACAUUAGAAUUUGAAAAUGAUAACAAGAUUCCAACAGGAGAGGCUGAGAAAUUCUAUAAAUUAAUUGAUGAUUCACAAAAAGAAUUAUAUCCAGGAUGCAAGAAAUUCUCAAAACUUGCAUUCAUGAUUCGCUUGCUUCACUUAAAGUGUCUAGGCAAAAUUAAUAAUAAGAUUUUUGAUAUGCUUUUAGAUUUGUUGAGAGAAGCAUUUCCUAAUACAAUGGAUGAUUUGCCUAAGUCAUACUAUGAAGCAGAGAAAUUGAUGAAGCAAAUAGGACUUGGUCAUGAAAAGAUUGAUGCUUGUCCUAAUGAUUGCUCUUUGUACUGGAGAUUGGAUAAAGAAAGAAUUCAAUGUGAAACAUGUAGUGAGCUCAGAUGGGAAACAUCCGAAAGUGAUUCUACCGGUGAAAAGAGAAAAAUUUCACGUAAGGUUUUAUGGUAUUUUCCAAUAAAGCCUAGAUUACAACGGUUGUUCAUGUCAUCCAAAACAACAUCCCAUAUGAGAUGGCAUUCUGAAUCUCGCACAAAGGAUGGUUACAUGCGACAUCCAGCUGACUCUCCGGCUUGGCAAACAUUUGAUCAUAAACACUCAAAAUUUGCAAAGGAUCCUAGGAACAUAAGGCUUGGUUUAGCAUCAGAUGAAUUUAAUCCAUUCAAAAAUAUGAGUGUGGCACAUAGUACAUGGCCGGUCAUUUUAAUGCCAUAUAAUCUUCCACCAUGGAUGUGUAUGAAGCAACCAUACUUUAUGUUAUCAUUAUUGAUACCCGGCCCAUUUGCUCUAGGAAAUAACAUCGACGUCUACUUGCAACCUCUUAUUGCAUAUUUAAAGGAUUUGUGGGAGACAGAAGUGCAAACAUAUGAUGCAUCAACUAAACAAAAUUUUCAAUUGCAUGCCGCAUUACUAUGGACUAUUAGUGAUUUCCCUGGAUAUGUAACCUUAUCACGAUGGAGCACUAAAGGACAGCUUGCAUGCCCAAAUGUGCGCGAAAAUAUUUGUGGGGCAUUGCUGAAUAUGGAAGGAAAAACAAAAGAUAAUCUUAAAUCACGACUUGAUUUGCAAGAAAUGGGGAUAAGAACAGCACUUCAUCCUAUUGAGAAAGGACCAAAGAAAGUUUAUUUACCUCCAGCAUCUUUUUCAAUGGAGAAAAAAGAGAAGAAUAUGUUUUGCAAGGUUUUAAAGCAAAUUAAAGUUCUAGAUGGCUAUGCAUCUAACAUAUCACGAUGUGUUCAAAUGAAACCGCCAAAAAUAAUUGGUCUAAAAAGUCAUGACAAUCAUAUUUUGAUGCAGCAAUUGUUGCCAGUAGCACUACGUAGAACCUUAGCUUAUCUAAGUCAGUUCGAGUUUCGUUGA
Zingiber officinale is the source of this 1692-nucleotide messenger RNA. RefSeq lists its product as uncharacterized. Bases 1 to 1692 code for a protein of 563 amino acids. The record is from RefSeq and is a predicted model, not a curated record. The transcript is spliced from 2 exons. Lineage: Eukaryota; Viridiplantae; Streptophyta; Magnoliopsida; Zingiberales; Zingiberaceae.